AUGACCACCACAUUGUUGAGCCGUAUGCAAAUUGACAGAAAUCUACGAAGAUCCACCGAGCACGUGGAGAUAGUGCCCCAGGAGACAUGCGUUCAUCAUGAGUCUCCCGAGUCAGUUCUAACUGAGAUUGCCACCAUGUCCACAUCAAUUCAUCAAUCUACAGUAACCAAAUCGCCUACAGUGGUCUCGCCACGCCGUGCCAGUGAAAUUCCCGGAACUUCUGUGGCUAAUAAAUGA
This is a messenger RNA of Caenorhabditis briggsae, 237 nucleotides long. Bases 1 to 237 code for a protein of 78 amino acids. The record is from RefSeq and is a predicted model, not a curated record. Lineage: Eukaryota; Metazoa; Nematoda; Chromadorea; Rhabditida; Rhabditidae. The transcript is spliced from 3 exons.